GUAUAAAUGAUUCUUGAGAUGUGCUCAGUUGCUUGGAAACCCAUGGCAACACUGUCCACGGCGGACAAGCAGGCCUUCCAGCCGAGGGUGUUCUUUAUCAGCACUGUGAAAGGCGCCACCUCUUAAAAAGACUUUAUUUAACUGAGACUAAAAACACUGAAAGAAACUGGCACUGAAAACUAAAGCUGUUUGUCCCUGAAUACAAAAGUGACACUAGUGGAAUUUUCCAUUCCCGUUUACUAAUCCACAUUUGCAUUCACUAAUUAAAGGACAUUGAGUACAGAUUAUUUUAGUCACUAUUCAUACUUGAGAAUGCGGUCAAAACAUCAGUUUUGUGGUUGGUUAUGUGAGUAUUGCAGGAUAUUGUGAAAUGCUAAAUGCCAUAUCCUUCUUCUGUAUGGUAAUAAAAUCUGAUUAGUGAGAAGUGUAGAAGAGUGCUGAUGACCUCCUUUUCUUUGGUACAGAAGACUCUUCGUGCAAGGUCUUGUUGACUCACUAAUGCUUUUGCUUUUACUGUAAAUCCUCCUCAUCCUCGUUGUUCCCACGUUAAAGUGUAGGUGCUACGUUGCCAGGAGAUGGAAUUGCUGAUUGGUGAGUGUAUGAGACAAGAGUCCUCCCCCACAUCCUCAUCUCAUAUCCUCACCCUGUGUGAGUUGAAGAGGUGGUGAGGAUAAGUACUUGCCCACCUCCCUUGUUCUCUCUGUGUAAACUAGCCUCUGCCUUGCUGCUUUAGUCCUGCAUUCAGGCCUGACCACAUGACCAAGAUCAAGUGAGAAAGGAUUCAUACAGAGAGCUUAGUUCUGGGGGAUUCAAGAUGCAAGACAACUUAGAGAAUUUUUUUUUUUUCUAUGCUUCAUUCUCCUCUACACGUGAACACUGAAAAUCUCAUGGUCAUAUAAGCGAAGAAGUAAUUAGCUCUGUGAAGAUUAUGGGCACUACUGCUAGUGCAGGGUCUCAGCCUGCAUCAGUGACUCCUACACACCACAUCGAUCACCAAGUUGGUGACAUAGCUGAAGACAAGCGCUCCAUGAGCAGCAGCUCUUCGCAGGCACUGAACAUUCCCAACAGCAAGGCCAAGUCCAUUAUCACAAACAAGGUGGCCCCGGUUGUCAUCACGUAUAACUGCCGGGAAGAGUUUCAAAUUCAUGAUAGUAUCCUCUCAGCUAACUACACUGUGGGAAAAAUAUCUGAUACACUGCCCGAGCAUUACCUAGUGUUGGGGGAGUUUUUUAUGGUGCAGGAUGUGAAUAGUAGAGCAGAUGUCUUAAACACUACAGGAAGCUACGGGGCCCCUAACUUCCGGAAAGCUAAGGAAAACUACCCUCUGUUUGGAAUGGGCCAGGCCAGCCUGAACGGCUUCAAACAGGUCCUCCAGAGGCUAGAGAAUGAAGCUUAUGAGGAACUGAUAUUCAUCUGUGUGCGGGAAGAGCCUGUUGUUUUCCUGCGUCUGGAUAAAGACUUUAUUCCAUACACUCCCAGAAGGAAAGAGAACCUCCAUGAGAACCUACAUGACCUGAGAAGGGUGGCCAGAGCAGAGCAGCUGGAGCUCACCAUCAGAAAAGAGCUGUGUGACUUUGCUAAACUCUGUGAGAACAUCUUCUAUGUUUAUAAUGACAUUGAAAACUUUAAAGAUGAGCCGCAACAUGUUAGGAUUGUGUCUGAGGAGGACAUACAUGUAACUGAGGAGGUUUACAAAAGACCACAGUUUAAUUGGUCUUCUUACAGAUAUUACAGACUCCUGCUUCCUAUGGAGGGGGCACCAGAGGAGGAGGAUUUUGAUGCAUUUGUAAAUGUGCUUAGGAAAAGCCCUAGCUUGUCAGUAUUGCGUGAUCGCUCCAGGCCUCUGCCUGCACUGCUGUUUAGCUGCCAGGUGGGGGUGGGACGAACCAACCUCGGCCUUAUCCUCGGUGCACUAGUCUUUCACCAUCUACAUGGGGUGCAGUACAACACCAGGGAAGAGGACACACUGGUCAAGCAACAGCCAGAGUUUCAAGUCAUUCAGAAUCUGAUCAGUCGUCUCCCUAAAGGUCAACAAGUGCUUGAUGAGGUCAAUAACUCUAUUGAAAUGUGUUCAGAAAUGCAUAACAUCAAAGAUGCAAUAUAUGAAAAUAAAAGAAAAAUGGAAGCAAUUUGUGAGGAUUAUCAGAUACAAGGUAGCAGUACAAAGGCCUAUUUCUUGCAAAGAACCCUUCAGAGUCUUGAGUCUUACUUCUACUUAAUAGUGUUCAAUGCUUAUCUUCACGAUCAGUAUCCUCAGAUGUUUGGCCAGAGUUUCAGUCAGUGGCUGUGUGUGAAUGCAUGGAUCUACAGGCUGCUUGGCAGUAUGAACCGUUCUGAGCUCUUAGCACCAGCCAGCCUUGUCACUGAUGGAACCAGGAUACUGGUGGCCAGUGAGUUUUUGGUACCAGACGUACUUGGUACAGCCAAGGAAAUGAGGGUGGCCAACUUCAGACGAGUUCUUAAGACAACUGUGUAUGGCAUGGCCCAGCCAAGCUCUGAGGCUGUUUCUAUUGUGUUAUCUUACCUCACGGAUGAGCGACGGAGGCAUUCCAGCAUAGUAUGGGUGAAUCUGCAAGAGGAACUGAUUCUGGAAGGUAAUGGGCAGAUGUUCACCUCUCGAGAACCAGGCUGUCUGGAGCAACCAAUCCAAGUGUAUGUGCAGAACCCACAACAACAUGAGACACUGGAGCUGGCACUAAAGGAGGAUAUUCUCAGGUGUGAGAAGUGGCUUGAGGUAGUUCUUGAACAAGAGAAGCAGAUGAGAAUGCUGAAAAGCUGUCAUACUGUCCAGGAAGUCUUUGCCAAGCAAAAGAGCAUUUACCCAGGCCUCACAUAUCAGCGUCUCCCUAUUACUGACUGUUGUGCUCCAAAGGAGGAGUUUUUUGACCAGCUAUUAGAGGCCAUGAAGUGCAGUCUUGGAGAGGACCCCAGCUCAGCUUUUAUCUUCAACUGCAGUGAUGGGAAAGAUCGAACUACAACUGCCAUGGUCAUCGCCACACUUACUCUCUGGCACUUCAAUGGCUUUCCUGACUGUGUGGAUGACGAAAUUGUAAGUGUGCCAGACGCAAAGUACACAAAAGGAGAGUUUGAGGUGGUGAUGCAGGUGGUCAGACUGCUCCCUGAUGGUCACCGUAUGAAAAGAGAAGUGGACAUGGCCCUAGACAUCGUCAGCGAGACAAUGACUCCCAUGCAUUACCACUUACGGGAGAUCAUUAUAUGCUCGUAUAAACAGAUCAAAACAGCAAAAUCAGAUGCUGAAUUGCAGCAGUUACGUCUGAGAAGCCUGCAGUACUUGGAGCGCUAUAUUUACUUCAUCCUAUUCAACAGUUACCUCCACCUGGAGAAGAAAGACUCCUGGAGACGACCGUUCAGCCUGUGGAUGCACCAGGUGGCAGCACGAGCCGGCAUCUACGAUUUCCUCAACCAGCUGGGCUUCCCUGAGUUUGAGGCACCCAAUAGUUGUCCACUGGCCAGACUACGCUACCGCUGGAGACAGUAUAAUGCUUACUCGCUGCCCAUCCGUGGAGAGCUCAUCUAACAGAAUGCUAGCUUUUCACAGAGGAUUCAGAUUGGGGUGUUUUAUGAUUCGGGACACUAUUUUAGGUUUGAUGAGCAGUGGCUCAGUCAAUUUUGGGCUACUGAUUAGAACGUUAAGAGGGCAAAUGCCAGCACCACCAAGAUACCGCUUGAGUAAGGCCCUUAACCCCCUAACUGCUCAGCUCAAGUGUAAGGAUGAAAGUGCUUGUGAAAUUAAUAAGUGGAAAUGAUGAUUCACAUCUCUAAAUAUAUGAAACUGAAUUAAACUUCAGAGGUUGUGCAAAUUCAGCUGUGGUGUCAAAUUUCACGCAAAGGUUUUACCCCCUUUUCUAAACUAAGCCAACACAGGCAUUGAUGCACAACAUGGCAAACGUGGAGGUGGAUAGGUACAACAGCAGAUGAUCACAUCGAGUUCCAUUCCUGUCAAGAACCGAAAUCCUAAGCUACAGUGGGCACAGGCUCACCAAAAAAGUAAAUAAAAUGUGAUGUUUUUCCAAUCUUCAACUAUCCAUUUUUCACACCCUUAUGUGUAAACUCUAAAGACAUUUGUGCAUGAAAAUUCCAGGAGAUCAGCAGUUUCUGAAAUACUCAAUCCAGCCUGUCUGGCACCAACAUCUAUGCCAUGGUCAAAGUCACUGAGAUCACACUUUUUCCCUUUCUGAUGUUUGACGUGAACGUUAACUGAAGCUCUUCACCUGCAUCUGCAUGACUUAAUUAAUUGCACUGUAGCCACAUGACUGGAUUUGUAUAAUUACAUGAAUGAGCAAAUGUACAGGUGUUCCUCUUAA
Molecule: messenger RNA, 4325 nt
Organism: Ictalurus punctatus (channel catfish)
Lineage: Eukaryota; Metazoa; Chordata; Actinopteri; Siluriformes; Ictaluridae
Gene: pald1b
Product: phosphatase domain containing paladin 1b
Exons: 20
Coding region: 929-3538 (869 amino acids)
Source: RefSeq, a predicted model, not a curated record